AUGUCUGCCGAUCCGCCGGAAAAUGGCUGGCCUGGCAAAGAGGAUGAGUCGCUGUCGUCCAUCGACUCCAACGCCCGACCCCGACGGGCCUCCGCCACCACUCGACGGUCGCGUCGCAAGAAGGACGACGACGCCGAUGUCAGUCAGAAAAACCUUGCUAGGUCAAAAUCCCAAAAGGACAACAACAAUUCAAAAGAUAGCGCAAAGGACACCAAGGAAAAAUCCAAACCCCGGGGAAGUCGUCGCCAACGAGAGAAGUCCACCUCCACCAAUCCUAAUAACAGUACCACUACCGCCAGCAGCAACAGCAUCAGCAGUAAGAAUAAUAACAACAACAACGACGACAACCCGAGUACAACGGCACCUCAUGACCAGAACUCACCAAAUAACUCUCGCAAGAAACCAAAGCUGGAGCCAACACCUCCCGACGAGAUCCCCAAGAGUAUCUCCGUGAGCUCCAUCACGACCCCGUCUGCUCCUGCUCCUGCUCCUGCUCCUGCGCCCGCGUCAACGUCAACGACAACGCCAACGUCAACUGGCCGCUCUCCGCACCUCACACCCUCAUCCGCAUUACACCUCCACCAACCUUCUCAGCAUGAGCAGCAGCACCAGCACCAGCAUCAUCCCCAGCUCAAUCCCUCAUCCUCUCUUCCUCCCUACUCGAAUUCGACCCCGACUCAUGCGCCGUCCCCCGCUUAUGCGAUGAACCAUCAUUCUCUUCAUCCUCCACGGCCUCAAUCCCAACCGCCGCCCCCUGCUCCCCCUCAGAGGAGGAGCGGUCAGAACUAUGAUCCCAUUCGUUCAGCCUUUGAUACAGCUUCUUCCGCUCCGGCUCCCGCGACAACCAGUCCCCCCGCGCAGAAUCCUUCCCCGCGCAACACGUUCCGUGCAAGUGCCUCGCCGGCCAUCUCCAGUAUCAUCGAUCCACCCCAGCCGACUUCAACACAACACAUCUACUCGCCAAUUCCACGGCCCUCACCGAGCCAUAUUCCGUCGACGCUCUCCUCACCCGGAAUACACCCCAAUGCUCCACAAUCAGUCCAUCCUUCACUGGCACCCUCCCCUUUGCCGGCGACCUCCCCUUCUCAUGGGUCUAUUCUCGCCCCUCAGCAUCCACUGUCACUAGCCUCGCAGCCACAACAAUCGUCGCCGCCCUAUUCACAUCGCUCUCCCUAUCCGCCUCAGCAGCAACUACCACAACCGCAGCCUCCGCGUUCUCCGCGCAACGAACACAAGCCCGUCGCGGCAGCUCCAGAGCCCGUCCCACCCAGUGAGGCACCCCAGAAAUCGUCUCCGAAGCAGGAGGCAGAGCCACCGGUUCUGCCUAAGAAACAGCCCCUCACCAAACUCGCCUCUCCUCCAGAAGAACCAGCCGCGAUGGAUGUGGAUACCGAUGAACCUGCUCAGCCCAAUGCAGAAGCCAAGGCUCCCAAGAAGGAAAAAGGAACAACUGCCACCACUACCACCGCCCCUUCCUCCAAUGCGGCAUCGCCGAAGCCCGCGCGUCCUGUCAAGGAAGCGCCGCCUCCAUUACCCCAAGGCUCCGGGUUGAUCUCCAACGCACUAUUUGGAACGGAUGACACUCGCCCCUCCGGUUCAUCUCGCACCUCGCCGAACAUUAUUCUGCACAUUCCCCUGCAGCGAGACGGCAAUCAGAUCAUCAACUUUGCCCGUAUGGCGGAAGAGCAAUACGGUUUCGCUGCCUUGCAUCCCCGACUGGCCGCGCACAAGGAGCGACUGGCUCGCGUAGCGGCGGCAGGUGCGGCGUUGGAGCGGAACGAAAAGGGUGGCAAGGGCCUAUCUGCGGGAGAAAGCGCGGACGAGGAUCUCAGUCUUGACGUCGAUCGUGAUAGCGACCUUGAUGGCGAUGUCGCGAUGGGUGGUGUGGGUGCGAAUGCCGCGGCGGCCACAAACGGUGCGACAGGGACCGAUGCCUCAGAUGGAAAGAAGAAACGCCGCAAAAAGAAAAUGGAAGAGUAUGACCGGGAUGAUCCGUUUGUAGACGACAGCGAGUUGGCUUGGCAGGAACAUGCGGCCGCUAGCAAGGACGGGUUCUUUGUGUACAGUGGACCGCUCGUCCCGGAGGGAGAGAAGGUCCAAGUUGAACGGGCGGACGGAACUAUCAAGCGUGGACGUGGCCGGGGUCGGGGUGGUCGCAGCCGCGGGGUUCCAUCGACUCAUCAAGUGCCAAUUGCCGCCGCGGUCCCCAUCUCCCAGGAGACAGGCCUGCCUCUUCGUGGUCCGGGAUCCCGUGGUGGCAGCACCACUCGCCGUCCUCGUCCGAGCAAGUCCCGGCAGCAGGCCGAACAGGACAAACAGGGCGCCUCUUCGGCAACAUCGCAGGGACGCGGUGGAGGAGCAGCUGGCCGCGGAGGAGGCGCGGCUGGAACCCGCGGUGGAAAGACGCCAUCUAUGGUCGAGCUUGCUCCUGCGCCUCGUCCGAGCUUGGCCCCUGCACCGUCAGGGCCCAGUCCUCUGGCUGGCCCAGAAGUGGUGUCGAAGUGA
This is a messenger RNA of Aspergillus fischeri NRRL 181, 2505 nucleotides long. RefSeq lists its product as uncharacterized. The transcript is spliced from 2 exons. Bases 1 to 2505 code for a protein of 834 amino acids. The record is from RefSeq and is a predicted model, not a curated record. Lineage: Eukaryota; Fungi; Ascomycota; Eurotiomycetes; Eurotiales; Aspergillaceae.